Molecule: messenger RNA, 865 nt
Organism: Fragaria vesca subsp. vesca
Lineage: Eukaryota; Viridiplantae; Streptophyta; Magnoliopsida; Rosales; Rosaceae
Product: indole-3-acetic acid-induced protein ARG7-like
Exons: 1
Coding region: 43-342 (99 amino acids)
Biological process (GO): response to auxin
Source: RefSeq, a predicted model, not a curated record
UCAAGUUUUUUCAUUGUUGUUCCUGUUAAGUUUAUUGACACCAUGGGUUUCCUCCUUCCUAGAAUAUCAAGCCCCAAGAGGAGUCUUAUUCGAUCCCUUUCUAACGGAAAACAGACAGCUUCAAAGACCUCAGAUAUCCCAAAAAGCUAUCUUGCAGUAUAUGUUGGUGAGAGCCAGAAGAAGCGAUAUGUAAUUCCAAUACCAUACUUGAACCAACCUUCAUUUAUGUAUUUGCUGAGUCAAGCUGAAGAAGAAUUUGGAUACGAUCAUCCCAUGGGUGGUAUCACAAUCCCCUGCAGUGAAGAAACCUUCCUUGAUCUCACUUCAAGCUUAAGUGUGUAACUGAAUGAUAAUAUCACAGUGGGAUCCAACUUUAUAUUCAAAAAGCAUCAACAUUUCAGAACAUGCUGCUGAGCCAAGAUGAUUGAAGAAGAGGCAAGGCUAUGAUUGUCGUCAAUUGAAUCAAGUAACCUCUUUUUGGCUGAUGGGAAGAUUCUGCAACUCUGAAGCAGCUCCGGAGCUGAAAGAUACUAUAAUGAUGAAGCAGACGAACGGUGAUUCCAUAUGAAUUCAUAAACACAAUUCAUCCAAGUGUCACUACUCCAUUUUUGAACUCAAAGAUAGUGACAUUUAGUCUUCAAUCCUAUGUAAACUUACUUCUCAGUUCAAUUGUUCAAACAUGGUCAUAUUCUGGGAAUAUAUAAUACAGUCGAUCAUGAUCAACUUUUCUGUCUUAUUUUCCCUUGCACCAUUAGUCCAUUACCAUUAUUUACUAAAUCGCAGAGUUUAACAACAAACAAACUGUAAUGGCAUAUAGCCUGUAGCUCCAAAUCAAGACUAGUGUCAUACCAUUUUCACACCCAGU